Messenger RNA from Xiphophorus hellerii (green swordtail), 3681 nucleotides. RefSeq names its product fucosyltransferase 8b (alpha (1,6) fucosyltransferase) (gene fut8b). Gene Ontology annotation, cellular component: Golgi cisterna membrane. Bases 576 to 2327 code for a protein of 583 amino acids. Gene Ontology annotation, molecular function: protein binding; glycoprotein 6-alpha-L-fucosyltransferase activity. The transcript is spliced from 10 exons. Gene Ontology annotation, biological process: protein N-linked glycosylation. Lineage: Eukaryota; Metazoa; Chordata; Actinopteri; Cyprinodontiformes; Poeciliidae. The record is from RefSeq and is a predicted model, not a curated record.
CGGCCAUUCAGUAGAUCCCCACCGAGCAGACUGGACUGCCGUAUUCAGAGACCCAAGCUCCUCCAGUUCCUGUUUCCGCUGCAGCCUUUCUGCUCAGUUUUCUGGAGCAACAAGACUCGCAGCAGACCCAGCCUCCAGCAGCCCCGCCGCCGUCCCUCCGGUCGGAUGCCUCUGGAAGCUGGCGCGUCAGAUAAAGAAUGCAACUUGAAUAAAAGAAUCCAGUGGGACUGGACGGACACAGUGCAGUACUCUUGGAUAAGCUGGUCAGCGCGGAGCCGGGGGAGAGGUGAAGCCACUAAUCGGGCCGUCAUGCUUUAGCACACAGGAAAGACUGGCUGAUCACUGGAGAAGCACCGUUUGCCUUUUCAUAGAUAAUCCUGAGCCACAGAGGUGCGCAUCUCCCACUUAUCUGCCAUUUGUCAUCCUUGCAAAGAUGCCAGUGCCAAGAUUAGCGCGGUGGCAUUUCUGGUGACGGAGCACACAGCUUGCGUGCGCAUCCAGGCAGGCAGGCCGGCUGGUGGAUCGACGGACGGACGGGCACACCACAAGAUAUUUUCGGUGGGCGUGGUGGAAGCAUGAGGCCCUGGGCAGGCUCUUGGCGGUGGAUUACCCUGGUGCUGCUAGCCUGGGGCACUCUCCUCUUCUACAUCGGUGGCCACUUGGUGAGAGACAGCGAGCAUCCAGAGCGGUCCAGCAGGGAACUCUCCAAGAUUUUGGCCAAGCUUGAGCGGCUUAAGCAGCAGAAUGAAGACCUGCGGCGUAUGGCAGAAUCUCUCAGGAUACCAGAGGGUCAAGCAGAAGCCGGGUCGCUGGCGGCAGGAAGGCUCCGCUCCCUGGAGGACCAGCUGACCAGAGCCAAGCAGAAGAUUCACAGCUUCCAGAAACUAACUGGAGAUGGGCCCGGCCCCACGCAGGAAGAGCUGCGCAGGAAGGUGGAGAACGGCGUCAAGGAGUUCUGGUACUUUGUGCGGAGCGAGGUGAAGAGGCUUUCCAAUGUGGAAAUCAGCGAGAGGCAGAAAUAUGCUGACACACUCCUGCAGGACCUGGGACAUCAGGAGAGAUCCAUCAUGACAGAUUUAUACUACCUCAGCCAGGCAGAUGGAGUUGGCGAAUGGAGAAUAAAGGAGGCUAAAGACCUGUCAGAUCUGGUCCAGAACAGAAUCACCUACCUACAGAAUCCCCCAGAUUGCAGUAAGGCGAGAAAGCUGGUGUGUAACAUCAACAAGGGCUGCGGUUAUGGCUGCCAGCUCCACCACGUCGUCUACUGCUUCAUGAUCGCGUACGGCACUCAGCGCACGCUCAUCCUGGAGUCGCACAACUGGCGCUACGCCCCCGGCGGCUGGGAGACCGUCUUUCUGCCCGUCAGCAACACAUGCAAUGACCGGUCUGGGGCUUCCACUGGACACUGGUCAGGGGAGGCUCAUGAUAAGGAUGUUCAAGUUGUGGAGUUGCCCAUUGUGGACAGUCUACACCCUCGGCCCCCCUACUUACCUCUGGCAAUCCCGGAGGACCUGGCCCCUCGUCUGCAGCGUCUGCAUGGCGACCCGUCUGUCUGGUGGGUGUCGCAGUUCGUCAAGUAUCUUGUUCGCCCUCAGGCGUGGCUGGAAAAGGAGAUCCAGCAGACCACCGCCAAGCUGGGCUUCAAACAUCCCAUCAUCGGGGUCCAUGUUAGGAGGACGGAUAAGGUGGGCACAGAGGCAGCCUUCCAUCCAAUAGAGGAGUACAUGAAGCACGUGGAGGAACAAUUCCAGCUUCUAGCCAGACGCGUCAAUCUUGACAAGAAGCGGGUUUAUUUGGCCACAGAUGAUCCCUCCCUGCUGCAGGAAGCUAAGACAAAGUAUCCGGACUACGAGUUCAUCAGCGAUAACUCCAUCUCGUGGUCAGCGGGCCUUCACAACCGUUACACCGAGAACUCACUGAGAGGCGUCAUUCUGGACAUCCACUUCCUGUCUCAGACGGACUUCCUGGUCUGCACGUUCUCCUCACAGGUUUGCCGUGUAGCCUAUGAGAUCAUGCAGACACUCCAUCCGGACGCCUCCUCUUAUUUCUACUCCCUAGAUGACAUCUACUAUUUCGGAGGUCAGAACGCCCACAAUCAGAUCGCCAUCUACCCGCACCAGCCACGCAACAGCGAGGACAUUCCCCUGGAGCCUGGUGACGUGAUCGGCGUGGCCGGCAACCACUGGGACGGAUACUCCAAAGGCAUCAACCGCAAGCUGGGACGCACAGGCCUCUACCCCUCCUACAAGGUCAAGGAGAAAAUUGAGACGGUGAAGUACCCACUGUACCCCGAGGCAGACAAACUGCUCAACUCUCAAAACAAGUAAAAAAAGAAGACAGUAGGGAAAAAAAAGAAGAGUAUGGAGAAACAUGUAGUCUCCGGUUCCAGGGAAGGAGGCUGCCUUUUUUUGUACAGAAGAAAGAGGCGUACACGCUGCGCUAAGCUGAGAAGAAAAGAAAAAGCCUGCACCCAGGGGUGAUAGGAACAAAAUGCACUCUGUGUGUGUGUGUGCGAGUGUGUGUAUCUGCGAAGGCGUGUAUGAGUGCGUGCACUUUUGUAAAUGCCUGUGCAUACGUCAGGUCACGGAAGACUUGCACCCUACCACUGCUCCCUCUCCCCAGCGCCCCCACCUGACGUUUUGACGUCGGGUUUGUAGAGAUACGUAGACGUGAACAUUGAUUUUUAAAACAAAUCAAGAAAAAAAGAAAUAAAAAACAAUUAAGAUCUCCACGCAAGCGGGCUGAGCUGUCCGUCCUGAAAUGACACUGGGACUACUGUAAGCCUGGCACGCCCCAGUACGAGCUUCGAAUCAAUGACUGAAGAAACAAACAAAAAAAUCUAAUUAUGUGUUUUGAUUUUUAUUUAAUUCUUUCCAGUGGUUUUGAUUCUAAUCUUGCCUUGUUUUUCCUCAUGUACUUUUCUUUGUUUUUUGUUUACUGAAUGUACUGUGUCCUCUUCUUGCCAUGCUUCUCGUCAUCUCACCGUGCUUCCUCCAUUUCAUGUCAUCACGUGCAAUUAAUUUCACUGAAACCAUGUUGUGCUUUUAUCGAGUGUUUUUAACAGUCUUAAUUUUGUGCGCCUGGGGCUUGUGCAUUGUAUACUGUACAGUGUGUGUGCUCGUGUGUGUGGGCGUGUGCGCGUGUGUGUGUGUGUGUGAAAGAGAGAGUGAAAAGCAGAGAAGGAUGUGUGUGAUCAUGUGUGCCUGUGUGUGAGGUUUAAGUCUAAGGGGCCAUGUCAUAACCAUGUGCCUGGUUAUUCUUUUUUGUAUAUCUGAGUGAACAGUGUUCGGGCGGCGGCAGUGGGGACUCUGAUCGGCCCUUAGCACUUAGAUCAAACCACGAACACCUGUCACUCCACUGCUAGCGAUAACAAACAAUGAUUAGGUUGUAUGAAGAGUGAUAAACUCAUGGUGCACCGAUACACGAGCCGUCCCGAGGCUCACCAAAAAGAAGCUCUCCAAUGAUGAUUAGGUCCUUUUUAGGCAUUUUUUCUGCCUCCACCAUUGUCGUUUGUUUUCCUUUUUUUAUUUUGCUGUUUUAAGAUUUGAAAUAAAUAUAUGUUGUUGUUUUUUUAAAGUGCUAUGUCAUAUCAAACCUCCCCACCAUGAAGGCUUUUUUCAUAACUUAUGUUCUUGGGCAUUGUCUUUGAUAACCACAAAUCAAAUAAACUUGAGAAACACA